Molecule: messenger RNA, 4053 nt
Organism: Lingula anatina
Lineage: Eukaryota; Metazoa; Brachiopoda; Lingulata; Lingulida; Lingulidae
Product: ubiquitin-associated and SH3 domain-containing protein B
Molecular function (GO): protein binding
Source: RefSeq, a predicted model, not a curated record
CAUGUUGAAGCCUGAUAUGACAUGCCUCCAUGUCAUAGAAAACCUCACGACCAUGGCUGGUCCAGCGCCCGAUUCUCAUCAUGAGCUUUAUAAAAAUGCUCGCAGGGCCAGCUUGUCUUCACCUAAAGGAACAUCAAGCCUUGAUAUACUGCUGCAGAUGGGAUUCUCUAGACUGCGGGCAGAAAAAGCCAUUGUUGCAACUGGGGAUAGAGGUGGUAAUUUAGCUGCAGACUGGUUGCUAUCUCACAUAAAUGACCCCAAUCUGGAUUUUGAUAUGCCCAGGGAGUUUGUGUUGUACUUGUGUCCAACAGGUGACCUGGCCACAGAUCUUGACCAUUACUGGAAAAACACAUUAGCACAGUGUGGAUGGAAUGGGGCACACAACUUUUUACCACACAUUACGCUCUGUCCAUUCUUCAAGGCAAAAGAUUCUCAAGUGCCUCACAUCCUGCGUGCAGUAGAAAAACAAAGGGAGAAAAGGUAUCCAACACGGGUUGAUCUCAAUCACUUCACUGCUCCAAACUUCAUAGGGUUGUUUGUGGGGGAGAAGUGUGCAGCAGUUCUCAGGAAUCUCGUGGCAGAAUUUGCAGAAGAUGUUCACAAAUCAGGUGUUCAGAUGGAGGCCCACCAAAAACAGCUUCACGUCACCCUUGCUUACCAGUAUUCCCCUGAACAACAUGCACUCCUGGAGAAACUGUCCAAGAACAUCAAACUGGACACGCCCACUCGCUGGGACCUCCGACUUUAUUCCAGGGAUGCUAGAGCUCAUGGGACAGAGGUACGCCGUGUACUAUAUGCCUACCAAGCACGACAAGAUGAUGAGCUGGAUCUGAUUCUUGGUGACUUCAUCUACAUGAGUCCACUAGAUACAGGAGACCCUGAGUGGAGACAGGGAGUGUCAUGGCUGACUGGUUGUAGUGGAAAAUUUCCUCUCAAUCAUACCAGCAGAUCCCCAGAAUCGAAGACAUGGACACUGCAUAAGUCUGUAGAAGUUAUAUCAAAGCAGCAACCAACGUCAGCCUCUGGUGAGCACCAUGUGGUAGCUGAGGGUUCUAAAGAUGUUCUCUAUGCUAAGGUUCAGAAGCAUCCACCACCUCGUGUUUUGAUAGUUGUUCGUCAUGGAGAGAGAAUGGACCAAAACUUUGGUUACAGUUGGAUGGAUGGGUGUUAUAAUGGAGGUGUGUAUGUCCGUAAAGACCUGAACAUGCCUAAAACUAUUCCAGUACGGAAAGGUGGCCCCAUGGAUUACCAGAAAGAUUGCCCACUGACAGUGAUAGGGACAGUGCAAGCUAAAAUGACAGGUGAGGCUUUGAAGGAACAAGGAGUAACAUUCUCACAUGUAUAUGCAUCGCCUUCCUUCAGAUGUGUUCAGACUGCACACUACCUGUUAAAAGGUGUUCAGAUGGAGGCCCACCAAAAACAGCUUCACGUCACCCUUGCUUACCAGUAUUCCCCUGAACAGCAUGCACUCCUGGAGAAACUGUCCAAGAGCAUCAAACUGGACACGCCCACUCGCUGGGACCUCCGACUUUAUUCCAGGGAUGCUAGAGCUCAUGGGACAGAGGUACGUCGUGUACUAUAUGCCUACCAAGCACGACAAGAUGAUGAGUUGGAUCUGAUUCUUGGUGACUUCAUCUACAUGAGUCCACUAGAUACAGGAGACCCUGAGUGGAGACAGGGAGUGUCAUGGCUGACUGGUUGUAGUGGAAAAUUUCCUCUCAAUCACACCAGCAGAUCCCCAGAAUCGAAGACAUGGACACUGCAUAAGUCUGUAGAAGUAAUAUCAAAGCAGCAACCAACAUCAGCCUCUGGUGAGCACCAUGUGGUAGCUGAGGGUUCUAAAGAUGUUCUCUAUGCUAAGGUUCAGAAGCAUCCACCACCUCGUGUUUUGAUAGUUGUUCGUCAUGGAGAGAGAAUGGACCAAAACUUUGGUUACAGUUGGAUGGAUGGGUGUUAUAAUGGAGGUGUGUAUGUCCGUAAAGACCUGAACAUGCCUAAAACUAUUCCAGUACGGAAAGGUGGCCCCAUGGAUUACCAAAAAGAUUGCCCACUGACAGUGAUAGGGACAGUGCAAGCUAAAAUGACAGGUGAGGCUUUGAAGGAACAAGGAGUAACAUUCUCACAUGUAUAUGCAUCGCCUUCCUUCAGAUGUGUUCAGACUGCACACUACCUGUUAAAAGGUUUAGGGCAGGACUGUGUCAUCAGAGUAGAAGAUGGUCUGUUUGAGUGGUGUGGCUGGUACAAACCAGGGAUGCCUGUGUGGUUUACUCCAGCUGAAUUACGGCAGAAUGGGUACAAUGUAGACUCCCAAUAUAGCCCCCAUUAUCCAGCCAAAAAAUUGACUCCAGAUGAGAGCAUAGAUGACUACUACCAGAGGUGCUACCAUGUUACCAAGACCAUGCUAAAAAGUCAUGAAAAAGAAGGUGGUAAUAUAUUAAUUGUGGGUCAUGCAGGGACAGCUGAAGUGUGUACUCGCCAGCUGACAGGGCACUACCCACGCCCUAAGAAGGCCUUCCUAGCCAUUGCCAAGCAGAUGCCCUUCUGCGGCAUAUGCUUCUGUGAAGAAACUCUGCAGGGGAAAUUUCGAAAGUGGUGCAUUCAGGAGCCCCCUGUCCCCAUUCUCAGGCAUGGACACAAUAUUGAGUAUAACUGGAAGAUGUUGUUAUGAUAAAAGGGAAAUACAAGCCAAACAAAGGUCUAAGACUGGUCAUCUGGUCAUAAAUCACAUGUAGAAACAGUUAAAGAGUUCUAAAUAUUCAUGCACUUGUAGCUAACUAGUAAUCAGGGACAUUUGCAUUGGUCAACCUCUCAUAUAUAUAUAUAUAUAUAUAUAUAUAUAUAUAUAUAUAUAUACUAUGGUCUGACUGUGUUGGUUAUACUGACUGUAUUGCUUGGACAACCCAUUUUUAUUGUAUUUACAGUUAGAACUCGCACAUAUUUUGUGACAAGAUGUAUUUUUGGCAUAUGUUUUGCCUUUGUUGAAAGUAUGUAGUACAUGUAGGUAGUAUAUUGUGGCUGUGCCAUGAAUUAAGGAUCUUUACUUUUGCAGCUGCUGGUUUGUUUCAGCUUGCAUUCUCUAAAAGCUUAUGUUUUAUUCAGUUGCACCGAUUCUAAUAAUGAAAAAAUUAAGAAUUUACUGCUUAAAUAUCCUUUUCAAAGUUACACAAGUGUGUAGGUUAAAAAAAGCAUCAGAGUCCCAUUCUGUCAUUUCUGACAAUUAGUUUAUUCAAUAUGCUAACAUCGAAAUACUCAAGUAAACUGACCUCAGUAAAAAUACAUAGCUAUGUAUAAGUUUAUUUACAUAGCUAUAGAUAAGUUGAAUAAAGGUAUCACAAUAUUUGAGUAAAAUUUUAUGUUGUUACUUUCUAUAUUUUUGAGUUAAAAACCUCGCCAACUAGGGAAAAUUUGCUUCCCAAUCCUGCAUUAAAGAGAUAUUAAAUUACAAUAUAUAGUAUUGGAUUUUCCUGUGUACUGCAAACAUGAGUAAGUUGAAGGGUAUGUGCAUGUGGAUUUAAUUCAAAUGUCACAUAAGUAAAUGGAUCAUUAUCAGGCUUUGGAUAAUAAUGAAAAGAAAUUCCCCAAAGAAAAAAUAAGACAAAAUAUCAUGCAUCCUGACAAGUGUCACUGAAAAAAUAUAUGCAUAACACCCCUACUGUAUUGAAAUCUGAUAUAAGCUUCAAAAGUAUGGAACGUCAAUAAAAACAACGGAAAAAGCCUGGAAGAGACUUUUUUUUAAAUUUUUUGAGAAGAUUAACAAAAAAGUUGUUCUUUGUUGAACUAGAUAUUCUGCAAUCAGAACCAUCUGAAGUCUGUAAAAUGUAAAGCUUCAGUUUCCAUUUUCUCAUUACGAACACACGAUUCACGUGCCCUGCUAAUUAAGUACUUUGAUCUCAUUUCAACCCUACUCUUUUAUACUGCAGGAUGGUAAACUGACAGAACUAAACGUCUCAGUGAUGUUCUGGAUGAGGCAUAUGUGUGUAGGGUGGAAGAUUAUCAUUAAUGAAAACAUCAGUAUCCUAAAUGUAGUGAGAACACACUGAAAAUUAAAAAAAA